CUCGCCAGUCGUCUCAAACUUAGUCGUCGGACAACAGGCUUGUGGGACAAACGCGUUCUAUUGUUUCGUACCAAAAAAAAACAGUAUACAAUUCUAUUGCAGGAUGAAUCAAUCUAUUCGCGUUGCAGUGGUACUUGUUGCCUGGCUCUGCUGCAUGCCCUCUGUGCAAUGCCAAGGAACUGCGCUUGAGCUUUUACGACAAAAUCAGUGCAUCUGUCCCUGCGGAAACCCAGCUGGAGGCAAGCAGUAUUUCAUUUCCAACAAAAUGUUGAACUGGUUCGAUGCAGUUUCCUACUGUAAUGCUAUCGGAAUGUCGAUUGCCAGUGUUAAGGACAACCUGCAAAACUCAAGACUCCAGCAGUAUCUAGCGCAAAACUAUCGCAUCACGCGCUCCGCAAAGUAUUGGAUUGGCGCUAACAAUCUGAGCAAGGAUCGUGCGAUGCAGUGGGGUCUCAGUGGAAUUGAAGUUACCUUUAAUGCGUGGGCCUUCAAUGAACCGAGUCACACAGCACCUUUCUGCGUCUAUUUGGAUGGCAGCACCAUGAAAUGGAAGAGCGAGGCUUGCGGCGAGGGAGAAAAACUGUUUAUUUGUGAAUACUAGCAAUAAAUGGAAGUUCUGCGCUCGGAGCACCCAGGCUCGGUUUAAUCGACCCGGAACCGUUGGCAGGCGAACUUCUUAGUGACGCUGCACUGAAAAUCGAUCCACUUUUGAGUUUCCUUGUUGACGGCAGCGCAGUGCUCCAUCGGAGAGUUGUCCGAUUCGCGUACGUUGUUCGGUUCACCUUUGUCCCAGUUGGUGACUUCGGGUUCAACUGGGCGGCCGGUGAGCGCCCAGCGGUACACAGUCUGGUUACCGAGAUCGUUCGCUCCGAUCCAGUAGAAUUCCUCCUCCGGAUCCUGCUCCUCUUCGUUGAUCGUCUCGCGUAACGCGUCCAGCUCGGCCAGGUUCAGCACCUCAGCAAUCUCCAUGCCGACGUUGGCACAGUAGGA
Anopheles bellator is the source of this 990-nucleotide messenger RNA. Its product is annotated as snaclec coagulation factor IX/factor X-binding protein subunit B-like. Gene Ontology annotation, molecular function: carbohydrate binding. Bases 104 to 601 code for a protein of 165 amino acids. The record is from RefSeq and is a predicted model, not a curated record. Gene Ontology annotation, cellular component: external side of plasma membrane. The transcript has 3 exons. Gene Ontology annotation, biological process: biological process involved in interspecies interaction between organisms. Lineage: Eukaryota; Metazoa; Arthropoda; Insecta; Diptera; Culicidae.